AUGGCUGAGACUGGGGUGACGAGAAGGGAUUCUGAUGGGAACGAAGACGACAAUGUUGAUAACAGGGACAUUGAAAAUGACCACCGUGGCUCUGUUUCAUCGGAAAUAAGUAAAACCGACACUGAGUUAAAUUCAUUUCUAUGUGGGUGGUGCAGCCUGCGACCGACGUGGAUGCAACGAUUCAGGACGUCUAACUGGUUAGCGGGGAUACUGUCAUCUCUCAUGUUUGUACAGGGAUUUGCCAUUAUUGGGAUUGUGUACAUGAGUUUAUCGAGCAUUGAGAUUCGAUUCGGACUCAGCAGUUUGGCGAUAGGUAUUAUCGUGGCAACAUAUGACUUGACAGUCACGUUGCUCAUUGUAUUCGUCUCGUACUUCGGUGCCACGAGGAAUAAACCCAGAGUACUUGGCAUUGGUGCUGUGAUCAUGGGGUGUGGAUCCUUAACGUGGGCUAUCCCGCACUUCACUACUGGUUUGUACGAUUACGAUGCUGCGUAUGGGGACGAGGACACUCUCUGUGUGCCUGGUAGAAACACUUCACAAAUAAUAAGUGACUGCAAGGAAGAGGAAUGGGGAGACCUGUCAUAUUAUUUUUUCGUCUUCGUAUUUGCUCAAGUGCUUCAUGGAAUAGGUGCAUCACCUAUAUAUACAGUUGGAUUCGCAUUUGCCGAUGAGAAUGCUUCGCACAGAAGAUCGGCCUGGUACUUAGCUAUUAUGAGUACAUGCUCCGUGUUUGGUCCUACGCUUGGAUUUCUGGUUGGUUCAUACUUCCUUACUAUAUAUGUAGACCCACUGUACCAAGACGAUUUGACGAUAGAUAACUCGGAUCCUAGCUGGGUUGGUGCGUGGUGGAUCGGUUUCUUAUUGGCAUGGAUCUUAGCAUGGAUGGUAGCCGCGCCGACCGGUGCAUUUCCUCCCGAAUUACCAGGAACCAAGCAUAUUCAACAUGAACGCCAGUCACAGGCACACCACAAUGACGACACUGAACUACUAAAUACGAGGUCCUCCUUUGGGGAAGGAUGGAAAGACAUGUGGCCUGCUACAAAAAUGCUUUUUAAAAACCCUUUCUAUUGUUGCAUCGUUGUCUAUAAAACAGCCUUAACAUUUAUCGUAUAUGGAUUCCUUCCUUUUAUUGUGAAGUUCAUUGAAAAUCAGUUCGGUUUAACAGCGUCGGAAGCUGGUCUGCUUUUAGCGGCGACGUCCAUGCCUGGUGCUGCUGGGGGUACGUUACUGGGAGGAUGGGUUAUAAAGAAAUUCAAUUUAAAAGUCAUAGGAACCACGCGAUUCUGCAUAUUUGCGACGAUCGUGACGAUGUGCCUCUUUCCAAUAUUUCUUUUACAAUGUCCAGAACAACAAAUAGCUGGGGUAGUUACAUCGUACAACAGUUCAGAUACGAGUGAUCUUGACGAAGUCAACCUUAACCAUCCUUGUAACUCUGUGUGCGGUUGUGCUGGUACUGAGACAUUUGAUCCAGUCUGUGGAACCAAUAAUCUUCUAUAUUUUGAUGCGUGCUAUGCCGGUUGCCUGGAUACGCCGGAUGGUGGAGAGACGUAUUAUAACUGCAGUUGCAUCUCGUCGGACGCGGGAAGUGUCGACUCACCGGAAGCUGUAUCCGGCAAAUGUGAAGUCGAAUGCUGGCAACUUCCGGUGUUUGCUGUAGGGUUUUUUAUCAUUCUACUUCUAGCAUUCCUUAUACUGACUCCAAGUACAAUUUUGACUAUGAGGUGUGUACCAGAUCAGCAGAGGUCACAUGCCCUCGGUAUAUCUUCCAUCAUAUGUCGGUGUCUUGGGGCAAUCCCAGGACCAAUUCUGAUUGGUGCAGCGAUUGACAGUUCGUGCCUUGUAUGGCAAGAGGUCUGCGGCGAUACCGGGACUUGUUGGAUCUACGAUAACCACACGUUUGGUUUGAAAUUCGUUGUUAUAGGCACAGUAGUUGCCGGCAUUGGCCUCAUUGGUUGUAUUGUUGCCCUUCUAGUCUAUAAACCUCCACCCGAGGAAAUUAUUAAUGACCAAAUCGACUCAACAAGUACAAAUCCGGUAUCGACUAUGGCAAAUGAGACAACGUCUGCUAUCAAAAAAGAGACAAGCACCGCAUCACUACUAGGUUCGUCGCUAAUAAUGUCAAAUACAGAGAUGACAAGAAAAGAUUGUGAUGAAAAUGAAGAUGCCAAUGGAGUUAACAGACCCAUCGACAAAUCUACAGAUGGUUCUGUUUCUUCCAAAAUAAGUAACAUCGAUAUUGAUACAGAAUCUCUUCUGUGUGGAUGGUUCAGCUUACGUCCGUUAUGGAUACAGCGCUUCAGUACUCCUAACUGGUUAGCGGGGAUAAUGUCAUCUCUUACGUUUGUACACGGAUUUGCCAUUAUUGGGAUCGUGUACAUGAGUUUAUCGAGCAUAGAGAUACGAUUCGGGCUUAAGCACGGCUAUAGGCAUCAUCGUGGCCACGUAUGA
This is a messenger RNA of Saccoglossus kowalevskii, 2448 nucleotides long. RefSeq lists its product as uncharacterized. Gene Ontology annotation, cellular component: basolateral plasma membrane. The record is from RefSeq and is a predicted model, not a curated record. Gene Ontology annotation, biological process: sodium-independent organic anion transport; transmembrane transport. NCBI's taxonomy places the organism in Eukaryota, Metazoa, Hemichordata, Enteropneusta, Harrimaniidae. Gene Ontology annotation, molecular function: protein binding.